Podarcis muralis (Common wall lizard) is the source of this 2109-nucleotide messenger RNA. It is a transcript of the gene ASIC3, whose product is annotated as acid sensing ion channel subunit 3. Gene Ontology annotation, biological process: sodium ion transmembrane transport. Gene Ontology annotation, cellular component: plasma membrane. The record is from RefSeq and is a predicted model, not a curated record. Gene Ontology annotation, molecular function: ligand-gated sodium channel activity; pH-gated monoatomic ion channel activity. NCBI's taxonomy places the organism in Eukaryota, Metazoa, Chordata, Lepidosauria, Squamata, Lacertidae.
CCUCCCAGUGCCAGCAUGCUCCUGGCCCUCCCUCCCGGCCGGCCUGCCCCCCUGGCCCUGGGCCAAGCAGCCUCCUCCUCCAUCACCUGCCCGGGAUCAGCUGCCGCCUCCUCCUCUGCUGGCCAGAGCUUCCCUCCGGGGCCUGAAACACAACCCCGCAGCAGCUCCCGGCCGUCGAGGGACAUGCAGGAGCCCCGAGCAGACGAGGCGGCCCCCAGGCCCUCCGACUUUGCCGCCUUUGCCGGCAGCUGCACCCUGCACGGCCUGGCCCACGUCUUCCUGCCGGGCCCCUUCACCCCCCGGCGGGCGGCCUGGGCGGGCGCCGUCCUGCUGGCGCUGGGCAUCUUCCUGUACCAGGUGGGCGAGCGGGUGCAGUACUACAAGGAGUACCACCACGUCACCAUGCUGGACGAGGAGGCCGGACGCCUGAUCCUCUUCCCGGCCGUCACCCUCUGCAACUUCAACCGCGUCCGCCGCUCCCGCCUGACCCGCAACGACCUGCACUGGGUGGGCCAGGAGCUGCUGGGGGUGGAGGCCCCCACCUUCCCCGAGUACCUGAGGGCCCUGGGGAGGGCGGACGAGGGGGGGCUCAGCUUCUACCCCACCCCCCGCUUCGACAUGAAGGAGUUUGUGGAGCGCACGGCCCACAGCCUGGAGGAGAUGCUGCUGGACUGCCGCUUCGGGACCCGGGAGUGCGGGCCCCACAACUUCACCGCCAUCUUCACCCGGUUGGGAAAGUGCUACACCUUCAACUCGGGGGCUCCCGGCCACGAACUCCUCACGACGGUCAAGGGCGGAACGGGCAAUGGUCUGGAACUGAUGCUGAACAUCCAGCAGGAUGAGUACCUGCCUGUCUGGGGAGAAACGGAUGAGACCUCCUACGAAGCUGGGGUGAAGGUGCAGAUCCACAGCCAGAACGAGCCCCCUUCCAUCGACCAGCUGGGCUUUGGCGUGGCUCCCGGCUUCCAGACCUUCGUCUCGUGCCAGCAGCAAAGGCUCUUCUACCUCCCCCCGCCGUGGGGUGACUGCAAAUCAAACCCCGUGGAGUCGGCCUUCUUUGCCAACUACAGCAUGGCCGCCUGCCGCAUCGACUGCGAGACGCGCUACCUGGCCGAGAACUGCAAUUGCCGCAUGGUGCACAUGCCAGGGAACGCCAACCUCUGCACCCCGGAGCAGUACAAGGAGUGUGCCGACCCCGCCCUGGACUUCCUGGUGGAGAAGGACAACGAGUUCUGCUCCUGCCAGACCCCCUGCGAGACGGUGCGCUACGGCAAGGAGCUCUCCGUGGUCAAGAUCCCCAGCAAGGCCUCCGCCAAGUACCUGGCCAAGAAGUACAACCGCAGCGAGCAGUACAUCGCGGAGAAUCUUCUGGUGCUGGACAUCUUCUUCGAAGCGCUGAACUAUGAGACCAUUGAGCAGAAGAAGGCCUACGAAGUGGCUGGGCUGCUGGGGGACAUUGGGGGCCAGAUGGGCCUCUUCAUUGGCGCCAGCCUCCUCACCAUCCUGGAGAUCUUCGACUACCUGUAUGAGGUGUUGCGGGACAAACUUCUCAGCUACUACCAGGCGAGGAAGCAGGCGGAUCACAGCAACAGCGACAACCUGGAGCACACGGACCUCCCCCGCAGCCCAGGCACCCAGCUGCCUCCUCGCCCUCUCAGAGCACCUGCCACACGCUGUGCAGUCACUCGGACAGUGUUGGAUACACCCCGAACAUGCUACCUCGUCACCCGACUCUAGGCAACUUUGAGGAAUUCGCCUGCUGAAGGAAGGGGACCCCCCCCCAAAGAAACCUGCGCCUCCUUCGCUCUCCUCUGCUCCCUGCGAAAUGGACCAGGCGCCUCCUCCUGCAGGACCCAGCGCAGGGUGGGGAGUGGGGCAGCCUGGCAUUUUCCGGUGGGGGGGCGCCCCCGACAACGCACACGCCUUUUCCUCCUCCUCCCUUUCUGCACAGAGGAGACCAAGAGGACGGCAGCCAGAGGGAACCUGCUCUCCCCCCCCCACCCCAAAUAGAAGGGCUUGACCCAGGCGGGUGGGGUGGGGGGGCUCUUCCGGCCUGGGACUGGGGGGGUGAAAUGAUGCGAAGCAGCAUUAAAAGAAUCCCGGACGCUC